Messenger RNA from Trematosphaeria pertusa, 7084 nucleotides. RefSeq names its product Not1-domain-containing protein. Gene Ontology annotation, molecular function: molecular adaptor activity. Gene Ontology annotation, cellular component: CCR4-NOT core complex; P-body. The transcript is spliced from 3 exons. Gene Ontology annotation, biological process: nuclear-transcribed mRNA catabolic process, deadenylation-dependent decay. The record is from RefSeq and is a predicted model, not a curated record. The annotation marks the transcript as partial. Lineage: Eukaryota; Fungi; Ascomycota; Dothideomycetes; Pleosporales; Trematosphaeriaceae.
CGCAUAUCUGCUCCGACAAUCCAUCAAGAACCAUCCUCCCCUCUCCACCCAUCUCUCUCGCCGGCCGCCCUUGUGCUGCUCAUGGAAACGCCCUCUAGAUGAGCAGCCAGCAACACCCCUGGGGCCCGCCGAGACACCACCAGAGCACACGCCUGACGCCCAUCACCACCGCAUUCGCGCAGGAACAACGCAACACGCCCUCGCCCAGCGGCUCGCGCCCGGCCUUCUCUCCCGCCUCGUCCAGCUUCCCAUCGCUCCCCCCGUCCACCGCCAGACACGUCGGGAGCCGCAAGUCGUCGGCCGCCUCGUCCACGUCCGCGCCCUUUUCGCCCUCGCACGCCGGACAGCAGCCCCCGGUCAGCCAGCUGCUGUCCUCCCGAUCGAGAACAAUAGCGUCGCUGCCUGCCUCGCAGCUGGCCUCCUCCGCCGCCGCAGCCGCAUCGCAGGGAGGGGGUGGGUCCUCGAGCAGCGGCGGAGGGGCUCCUCGGCUUGUCCGCGCCUCGCCUUCACUUUCGACAUCGAGCACCGUCGGCUCGCCCAACACGUCCUCUAACCCCGCCAGCGCGUCGUCGCAGAACCAGAACCUCUCCCGCAUUGUCAUAGCACAAGUUUUCCUGCUGCUCAGCCAGUUUGGCCCCGUCAAGGACGACAAAGACCGGACAAAGUGGGACACGCAAACCGAGCAGAUUCGGAAGCUGAUAGACUCGAACGGCAUGGAGGUCUUCUCCAAGUACUUUCGGCGGGUACUGCAGAACAAUGCGGCGCAAAUCUUCGGCACCGGUGCACGCGGCCAAGAACCCAAUGGCAGUUAUAAGCUUGUUGCGGAAGAGAUGCAGAAGCUGCGAACGGACCCGGAACAGGCAGUGAAAAUUGCAGAGUCCAUCAGCUCCGCUGAGGGCGACCUUUUCCGCGACUUCGACCUCUCCACUUUCAUCGCACACUUCCAGCUAGAUCCGUUCUCGAAAGCGCUACUCGCUGUGGCCUGCAAAUCGGGGCCCAAUCCCGAGCUGAGGGCAAAAGCCGAUUCAAUCCUGUCCGCCAUGAGCGAAGAUCUGCUAAUGGCCAUUGCCCGGCCUGACUCGGCGCAGUCGAACGAGACCACGCCCGAAUAUCUCGCUGCUCUGGUCGAACGGCUGCUCCAAGACCCGCCACAGGAUUGGAACGAAGACAAGAAGAUAAGCCUAUCGUACGCCAUCCACAUGCGAUACCAAGCGCUGCAUGCAACAGUGCCCGUGGAAGUUGAAUCAGCGUUGCAGCUUCUCGAGCUCACGAACGGCUCACAGAAUCCUCUGGUGAAGCUCGUGCAGCGCGCGGGCCCACGGGCGACCGACACUGUGGACGCAUGCAAGGAGAUGCUCGCAUCGGCCGAAACCCGCGACAUCAGCUACCAGCAAGUCGCCAUGGCUCUGCUAUACCUGGCAAUAUCUUCAGGGUACAACGCGAAGAACUUUGUGGCUGCGCUGCGAGAACACCGAGCUGGACAGCGGCUAGACUGGCAGGAUAUCGUGCAUGCCUUUGAUCGCGACGGGCUGCGGGUGUCAAAAUCUCAAUUUCUGGAGAUCUACAACGCCCUCCUCCCGAUAGCGCAAGAGACGGAUACCUUUGAUAUCCAGCUAUUGUGGGGCGGCACAUGGCAGAACGAGGUAACGCAGCUGUCGUUCCUCAUGCGCUACCUGUCCUGCACUCCAGAGGAGCUCGACGUUUCCCAGAUCCCGCGGUUACGGACAUCGUACUCCACAAAGCUGUUCGAGGGCGCAUCGGAGGAGGUUAAGGCCCUUGCGGAUCAGGCUGUCAAACACCCCUACGUUUCUCUGGAUGCCACGAGUGCGCUUUUCGGCAUGAUAUUUCGCUCUUCGGAGUCGUAUCAUUCGGCCCAGUUACUCGGCAUUCCCGACGCUGUCAUUAAUCCUCACACGGCCGAGUUCCUCAUCGCUGCGUCGGCGGUACCUAAGCCAUGGGGCGCGCUACAAGAGCAGGCUCUCAAACAGCUCUUCGACCCGUAUUUCUACAAGAAGCUGCCCAAGCACAAGUUCGUCCUCUAUGGGCUUUGGCAGCAGGACACGCAAUGGCUUGUCGAUCGUUUUGUGGACUCUUACAAUGCUGAUCUGAUGUCUCUGAAUCUCAUCAUGGAGCAUGCUGAGACGAACGGCUGGUUAGAGGCUCUGAUUCGCAGCAACACUGACAUCAGCCUUGAUCUCGCAGCGCAGGCACAUGCCCGCGGUCUCUUCGAGAUUGAGCCUUGGCUGCAGCAGACAUUCGAACAAGCAGGUCCGCUCUUCCGCCGCAUCCUUACGAACUUCCUCAGCGCCCGAGCAUCGGACGAAAUGCAACGCUUACGCGACGACCAUCAUCCGGGCAGCAUGCCCCUCGCUGUGAAAACCGUCUAUCCGCUUCUUUGGUUCCUGGCCGAGUGCGGACUUCCGGAACAGGAGCUCCUACCUCUCCAGCGAAAUUGCAUCCAGGCAUAUCCACGCCUGAUCAACUACGGAGAGGGCGUUGACGAUAUCAUAGAUGCAAAUGGACAGAACGGGAACUCUCUCCCGGACGAGGCUGACAAGAAAAUGCAAGAGCAUUUCAAGAACAUGUAUAGCGGCGAAAGCGACGUGCGCGACAUCAUCUCUGCGUUGAGGAAAUACAAGGAAUCGCGGGACCCGGCCGAGCAAGACCUUUUCGCUUGCAUGAUCCACGGUCUCUUCGACGAGUAUAACUGCUUUGGAGAGUACCCGCUGGAAGCUCUGGCAACGACUGCUGUGCUUUUUGGAGGUAUCAUCAACUUCAACUUACUCUCACGCAUUGCUUUACAAGUGGGCUUGGCAAUGGUUCUUGAAGCUGUCCAAGAGUAUCGGCCCGACGAUUCCAUGUACAAGUUCGGCCUCCAGGCUCUCCUUCACUUCGCCAACCGACUCUCAGAAUGGCCCAACUACUGCGAUCAACUUUUGAUGAUACCCGGUCUCCAAGGUACCGAAAUCUACGCCAAAGCAGAGGAGGUCGUUCGUGAACAAGUCGGCGAGGUGAACGGCGAAGGUCAGAACGGGGUCGGUUUGACGAACGGUACCAGCAUAGGCGAGCAACUUCCGACGGAGCCGGCUGUGCCCAAAUUCUCAUGUCUUCAUGUGGACCCGCCUGUUCGAGCGGACCUGUACGAGGAGCCUGAUGAGGAAGUUCAGGACAAAGUGUUGUUUGUUCUCAACAACGUGUCUGAGCGCAACCUGCGGGACAAGAUCAACGAUCUCACCGAAGCGGUCGAGGAGAGGCACCACCAGUGGUUCGCCAACUAUCUUGUCGAGGAGCGGGCCAAGAUGCAGCCCAAUUUCCAGCAGCUGUAUCUUGACAUGCUAGAGCUCUUCAACGAUAGGAUGCUAUGGGCCGAGGUUCUUCGGGAGACGUAUGUUGUGGUCGUACGUAUGCUUAAUAGUGAGGGCACUCUAGGCUCCACAGAACGCGGCCACCUCAAGAACCUCGGCGGCUGGCUCGGUUCCCUCACCAUCGCCCGCGACCAGCCAAUCAAGUUUCGCAACAUCUCAUUCAAAGACCUACUGAUCGAAGGAUACGACACAGAUCGCCUUCUUAUUGUCAUCCCCUUCACUUGCAAGGUCCUCUCGCAAGCCGCCAGGUCCACCGUAUUUAAGCCUCCCAAUCCAUGGUUGAUGGAGAUCUUGCGCGUUCUGCUGGAGCUCUAUCACUACGCUGACCUGAAGCUGAACCAGAAGUUCGAAAUCGAGGUGCUUUGCAAGGGACUGGAUAUCGACCACAAGACGAUCGAACCUGCCGACAGCAUCCGUGCGAGGCCGCCAGCUGAAGAGGAACAUCUAGGCCAGAUGGCACCUGACGGGCUCGAGCCAUUCGCAGACAUUUCCAUCAUGGGCCUGAAUCGUGCUCGAGGUCCUAGCGAACGAUUCUCGUCUGCAGCUAUCACGGCUGCUCUUCCCGACUUUACGAAUCAGCUCCAGUAUCCUCCGUCUGGCAACAGCGUCGUACCGCCCGCCACACUGAAGAAGAUCUUCCUCACCGCGGUGCAACAGGCCAUACAAGAGAUUAUUGCGCCGGUUGUGGAGCGGUCAGUCACUAUUGCAGCCAUCUCGACGUCGCAGCUCGUUAGCAAGGAUUUCGCAAUGGAACCUGAUGAAGAGAAGCUGCGCAAGGCUGCCCACACUGUCGUUAAGGCACUCUCUGGUGCAUUGGCCCUGGUCACAUGCAAGGAACCUCUCCGCAUGAGCAUCCAGAAUAACAUCCGCGUGAUGGCACGGGAUCUGCCCGAGCAGGCCCUGCCCGAAGGCCACGUUUUGAUGUUUGUCAAUGACAACUUGGACCUCGUUUGCAGCACUGUGGAACACGCAGCUGAAGUGUCAUCGCUAAAUGAGAUUGACAUGCAAAUCGAAGAGGCAGUACGAAUCCGCCGGAUCUUCCGCCAAACUCGACCGAAUGAACCUUUCAAAGACGCUGCCAUUAGCCCUUGGGCUUUCUACAUUCCGGAGCCCUACAAACAGACAGCUGGUGGUUUGAAUCGAGAACAGCUGGCCAUCUAUGAAGAGUUUGGUAGGCAAUCACGAGGCGCUCCGCAUACCAACAAUGCCUCUCAAGAUAGCGGGCGGCAAGUGCCUGAUGUCCUCCAAGACCAAUUCGCCGCAGUUCCAAACCUACCAACACCCGCGGCUGCUCCAGCGGAGCCACGCCAGCCGACGCAGCCACCACGACUGCAAAGCCUUCAGACAGCGCAUGCUCCUCCUCAGCAGCAGCUCAACGGUUAUAUGGAGCCUUUGGGACCAGAGCGUAGUCAGCGCGGCGUUGAAGAUCUCUUGAUGGAGCUGACACGGAUGGUCAAAGAAGCUCCCGAGGAACGCAUCAGCGAGCUUCAACCGACUAAUCCCAUCCAUCAUGUUUUUGAACAGCUUGUCUCCGUCAUCGAGGUUGCUGGGCCCAACAAGGAUAACUGGGCAUUCCACAUUGCUGGGCAAGUCACAAACCACCUCUUCUCCGACUCCCUACGGCGUCUUGAGAUUGAAACGUUGGCGCACCUCAUGGGUAGUCUGUGCCAAAUCUCCACGCAGACUUCCAGACAGGUACUUAUGUGGCUGGCGACGCUUAAUGACGACGAUCGUAUUUUCAAUGCUACGGUCAUGGUCUCUUUGAUGGAGGUGGGCCUGAUCGACAUGCACCGGCUCAACACAACAAUUGCUAAGGCCAUCCAAGAGCGGCGACUGGCUGCUGUUGAGAUGCUGUCCAAUCUCAUGGAUGAGAUUCUCCUCAGUGAGCAUCCCAGCGCACUACGUGCCGAUUUCGCGCUUUCUAUCGACGCUCUCACCAACUGGCUAGCUGAAGAUCCCGACCUGGAGACUGGAAAACGUAUCAUGUCGAAAUUGCAAAUUCCGCCCGCCGAUCAAUCCUUGACACCGCCAGCCACUGGCCACAAAGACCAAUUAGAGUACAUCUUCGAUGAAUGGGUCCAUCUCCAGCACCCGGAUACCCCGAAGAAGUCUAUUGCCGCCUUCAUCUACCAGUUGCAUCAAGAGUCAGUCAUGAAGAGCCAAGAAGACUCCAUUGGGUUCAUCCGUACAUGCAUCGACGCUGCCGUUGCCGCCUACGAGCAUGAACAAUCUCUACCUUACGGCGGUGGAAAUCCUGAUACUGCUACUGUCAAGGUGGACGCUCUUGGCAAGCUCAUCGUCGACCUGGUUGUCUACCAGGGUGAGCAGCAGAACGGCGCAGUCAAGGAGAGCAAGGCGAAGUACCUUGAUCAGAUACUUCUUGUUGUGAUCCUAGUCCUUUGCAAUCACCAAAGCACUCGCGGGGAUGCGUUCUGCCAGAAGAUCUUCUUCCGCCUGUUUUCCACGAUCCUCUUUGAGCUCAAUACUGCCGCCAAAGACAACGUUUUUGCUGGCUUCAAGGCAGACAUCUUCCUCGCCAUGGCGAAAGCCUUCCUCAUCUUGCAGCCCAAUAACUUCCCGCGCUUCACCUUUUCCUGGUUGACCCUGAUCUCCCAUCGGAUCUUCAUCCCAGCGAUGUUGGAAGAUAGCAAGGACGAGCGAUGGGAUGUGUACGCAAAGAUUAUGGAGACGCUGCUAAUCUACACCGGCCAGCUGAUCAAGCCUACCGGGGAGACAAUCAUGGCGCAAAACUUCUACCGCGGUGUUCUCAGGGUCUUACUUGUUAUCCACCAUGACUACCCGGAGUUUCUUGCUGAGAACCAUUUCCGCUUCUGCAAUAGCAUCCCGAUGCACUGCACACAACUGCGCAACCUCAUUGUCAGCGCCUACCCGUCGAACAUCCUCGAGAUGCCCGAUCCUUUCACGAGCGGUCUUAAAGUUGAUCGCCUUGACGAUCGUCAGGGCCCAAUCAUUCGCGCCGACAUUGACCAGAUCCUCCGCCAAGCUGGUAUCAAGGACACAAUUGAUGGCCUCUUGAGGGUAGCCGAGCCAAAAGCCCAGGAGGUCGAGAAGGUGUGCAAUGUGGUUUACUACGCCGAACCGAAGCCUGCCGGGUUUGAGCUCGUCCCAACUACGGCCGAUCCGGCUUUGAUUCACGCUAUCGUCAUCUACAUCGGCAGCGCAGCGCUUGUUGCUCAGGGGUCUAAGGGACCCGUCUUCGACGCCAACGCCCCGGCUGCUAGGCUUAUGGGGAAGUUGGCCAAGGAGCUGCUUCCGGAAGCCAAGUUCCACUUCAUCAGCGCGAUCGCCAACCAGCUUCGUUGGCCCAACUCGCACACUCAGUACUUUAGCUACGCGCUUCUUCACCUCUUCGGUACACCCAACAACGACCCACAAGUUUUGGACGUGCAGCAGACUAUUACCAGGGUGCUAUUGGAGCGCUUGCUGGUUCAUCGCCCGCAUCCGUGGGGUCUUAUCAUCACCCUCUUAGAAAUUCUCAAGAACCGCACGUACGCAUUCUGGGACUUGCCCUUCGUCAAGGCUGCGCCAGAGGUUCGUGCUCUCCUCGAUCUACUCCAUGCGAACUCCAAUCUGACCUCGCUAGGUUGAGCGGCUUUUCAAUGCUCUCUUCACGCACGCGCAGCAGAGUCCCCGGCCGCUUGCGUAGAUUUCAUCGAUUCGAUCCCGCCUAACCAGAGCGAAUCGAAAUAUGACACCGC